GAUACUACAAUCAUUUUUUACAUUACAAAAAACCUAAACAAACAACAACUGUGUGUUGCAGUGUAACCCGUAACUACCUGGACUGGCUGACUAGCAUGCCCUGGGGUACCAACAGUGAAGAGAACUUAUUAUUGGAGAGAGCCAAAGAUGUUCUGGAAGAGGACCAUUACGGGAUGGAUGAUGUUAAGAAACGCAUAUUGGAAUUCAUAGCGGUGAGCCAGCUGCGUGGUUCCACCCAGGGGAAGAUCUUGUGUUUCUACGGUCCUCCAGGUGUAGGAAAGACCUCCAUCGCCCGCUCCAUAGCCAGAGCCCUCAACAGACAAUACUUCAGGUUCAGCGUGGGAGGCAUGACUGAUGUGGCUGAGAUUAAAGGACACAGGAGGACGUAUGUUGGAGCAAUGCCUGGGAAGAUUAUCCAGUGCCUGAAGAAAACCAAGACAGAGAACCCCCUGGUGCUAAUAGAUGAGGUGGAUAAGAUUGGUCGUGGUUACCAGGGCGAUCCAUCGUCCGCAUUACUGGAGCUUCUAGAUCCUGAACAGAACGCUAACUUCCUCGAUCACUACCUUGAUGUUCCUGUAGAUCUGUCAAAGGUUUUGUUUAUCUGUACGGCAAAUGUGAUUGACACCAUCCCAGAGCCUCUCAGAGACAGGAUGGAGAUGAUCAAUGUAUCUGGAUAUGUGGCACAGGAGAAACUGGCUAUCGCUGAGCGUUACCUGGUCCCUCAGCUCCGCUCUCUGUGUGGUCUGACCGAGGAAAAGGCCUCAAUCUCCCCUGACGCCCUCAGUCUACUCAUCAGGCAGUACUGCAGGGAAUCUGGAGUCAGGAACCUGCAGAAACAAGUUGAAAAGGUUUUCCGUAAGGUUGCAUUCAAUAUAGUCAGCGGUGAGCAAACCGCAGUGACCGUUACACCUGACAACCUGCAGGACUACGUGGGUAAACCUGUUUUCACAGUGGAUCGAAUGUACGACGUCACCCCACCAGGAGUGGUUAUGGGGCUGGCAUGGACUGCUCUGGGAGGGACGACGCUGUUCAUCGAAACAUCGCUGCGCCGUCCUUCUGGAGGAGCGGACCCUAAAGGAGAGGGGUCACUGGAAGUUACCGGUCAGCUGGGUGAUGUUAUGAAGGAAAGUGCAAAGAUCGCUUCAACCUUUGCCAGAGCCUUUCUGAUGACCCAGGAACCAGAAAAUCACUUCCUGGUUAACUCCCACCUGCACCUGCAUGUCCCUGAGGGGGCAACUCCUAAGGAUGGACCAAGCGCUGGCUGCACCAUUGUCACAGCACUGUUGUCCCUGGCAACUAGCCGGGCGGUGCGUCAGAACGUAGCCAUGACUGGUGAAGUGUCACUGACCGGCAAAAUACUGCCAGUAGGUGGAAUCAAAGAGAAAACUAUUGCUGCCCGUCGUGCUGGUGUGACCUGCAUCAUUCUGCCAUCUGAGAACAGGAAAGACUUCUCUGACCUGCCAGACUACAUCACAGAGGGCCUGGAGGUCCACUUUGUGGAUCAUUACAGACAUAUCUACCCCAUUGUCUUCCCACAGAUCCAGUCAUAACUUGCUUUCAACUAUAGUGCUAAAACCACACCAAUAUGGACCAAGACAUCUUUUUAUAGGAUUCCAGAACCUGUUUGCUACCGCACAACAGCAGUUGUCAUUCUGGUUGUAGAGAGUAAAAUCCAGUUAUUACUUUUGGACUGAUUCUUGUAAAUAUGCAGUUUGGACCCUGAGGUCCUGCUGUGGAGGACACAGGACCCCCGAAUGUAGUAAGACUGUCAUCUGAUAAGGAGGACAUCAUCACUGAACUGAAACCUUUCAACCAACUGUGCCAAAGAUGGACAUACACAGUAAAGUGAUGGUGAUGAUGAACACUGGCUUGUCAUCACAGGAUAUGAUCGAUGAGUAGAAGUUGGGGUGGCAACUUUGCUGCUAGGUAGCUUUUUACCCACAGCUCUCUUUAUGCAGGGCUGUGAGUGGACUCCAUAGAUUUCCUAUAUUAUUUUAUAUUAUUAUCGGCUAUUAUUUGUGAUGAUGUUGAAAUUAAAUAAACAACUCUGCUGGC
Messenger RNA from Micropterus dolomieu (smallmouth bass), 2055 nucleotides. RefSeq names its product lon peptidase 1, mitochondrial (gene lonp1). The record is from RefSeq and is a predicted model, not a curated record. Gene Ontology annotation, cellular component: mitochondrial matrix. Gene Ontology annotation, biological process: protein catabolic process; chaperone-mediated protein complex assembly; proteolysis. NCBI's taxonomy places the organism in Eukaryota, Metazoa, Chordata, Actinopteri, Centrarchiformes, Centrarchidae. The coding region runs from base 96 to 1550 and encodes 484 amino acids. The transcript has 11 exons. Gene Ontology annotation, molecular function: serine-type endopeptidase activity; single-stranded DNA binding; ATP-dependent peptidase activity.